Molecule: messenger RNA, 1623 nt
Organism: Vicia villosa (hairy vetch)
Lineage: Eukaryota; Viridiplantae; Streptophyta; Magnoliopsida; Fabales; Fabaceae
Product: SCF E3 ubiquitin ligase complex F-box protein grrA-like
Exons: 2
Coding region: 1-1623 (540 amino acids)
Biological process (GO): SCF-dependent proteasomal ubiquitin-dependent protein catabolic process
Cellular component (GO): SCF ubiquitin ligase complex
Source: RefSeq, a predicted model, not a curated record
AUGAAGACUUGUUUAAAAUCUGAAGCUGAAUUUUAUUUAAGUGAUGAUUGUUGGGAGCAUGUAUUCACAUUCCUCAUCAACUGCCGCGACGGCAACACUCAAGACAACAACAAAUUCCACUUUAAAUCUCUAUCCCUCGUUUCAAAACAAUUCCUCUCCAUCACCAACACUCUCUUACUUUCUCUCACUAUUUCUCACCUAUUACUCUCUCUUCCCACUCCUCUCUUACUUAGAUUCUCCAACCUUAAUUCCCUCGACCUCUCCUUCAACGUUCGUCUCAUACCAAUUACCUCACAUUUCAUUCACUCCUUGCUCACUCUAAAGGCUUUGACUAGUCUUAGUUUGAGUCGGUGGCCCAUUUCAGAUAAUUUUCUAUAUGCAGUUGGAAGGGAAGCUCUUCCUUUAAAGAGGUUUGUCCUCCAAAAUUGUACCGGCUAUACUUACCAUGGAAUUUAUUCUUUCUUAUCAAAGUGUCAAACUAUACGACAUUUCGGUCUUCUACAAGAUCAUUUUAUAAAUGAUCAUCAUAUUGCCAGCUUGUCUUUUAUUCUUCCUCGUUUGGUGUCUAUAAACGUUAGUCGAUGUUGGAAGCUCACGGAAUCAGCCUUGUUUGCACUCAUUAGUAACUGUCGUUCACUUUCUGAGAUCACAAUGGAAUGCAUAAAUUUUCAGAAUUCUCAUUCUUUGAAGGAUUUUGAUGUGAUCCCUCAACUAAAGUCUCUAUCUUUGGCAUACAGUUGGCUGAUAAAUGAUGAAGCUAUCGUAUUGAUUGCUUCCGUUCUUCCCAAUUUGCAGCAUCUUGAUUUGAGUUAUUGUUAUUGCAUAUCUGAAAAUGGAGUGAUAAAAGUGAUUGAAAGGUGCAAAGAGCUGAAGAAGAUUGAUUUGAGAUAUUGUAAAGAGGUGGAUGCUGAUGCCGUUGUCUCGAGGGUUCUAUCAAGGCCAUCAUUGCAAAAGAGGAAACUCUUUUCCUCUUGUGGUAUUAUUGAUGAAUAUUUUCUAAAUAAUGAUCAUGUUGCCGAGUUAUCAUUGCUUCUUCCUCAUUUGGUGUCUAUAGAUCUUAGCCGUUGUUCCAAGCUCACAGAAUCAGCUUUGCUUUCUCUUAUUAGAAAUUGUCAUUCACUUGAAGAGAUUACAAUGAAACACAUAUAUUUUGGGAAUUUUGAUUCUUUCAAUGAUUUUCAUGUGAACUAUCAAUUGAAAUCUUUAUGUCUGGCUGGCAAUAAGUUAAUAAAGAAUGAAAACAUCAUAAUGUUCGUCUCCAUUUUUCCCAAUUUGCAGCUACUUGAUUUGAGCCGCUGUCGUGGAAUGAGGCUACUUGAAAUGAACUUUGUAGUUCCUGAAUUGGAGGUGUUGAACUUGUCAUAUACAAGAGUUGAUGAUAAAACACUCUAUGAGAUCUCAAAGAGUUGUCAUGGACUUUUGCAACUAUUAUUGACAUGUUGUGAUCAUGUCACACAAGAAGGAAUUAUAAGUGUAGUUGAAAAUUGUACACAACUUAAGGAGAUCGAUUUGAGAUAUUGUAAUAAAGUGAAGGCUGACGUCGUUGUCUCGAAAGUUUUAUCAAGGUCAUCUUUAAAAAAGAGGAAACUCUUCUCGCGUAAUGGGCGUAUUUUCUUCUACUGA